AUGCCGAGCCCAUCCGCUGCCCAGCAGCUAGCAGUCGGCUCGUGGGUGCACUGCCCGCGCGAGGAGGGCGACGAGUACGAGGCGUGCGAGAUAAUCCAACUCGACGCCGCCUCGAUGUCGGUCUCGCUCCGCUUUUCUGGUGGCUUUGUCGCGGCGGCCGUCCCCAUCACACGCAUCCGGCUGGAACCCGCUCCACCCACCACAGCGGCGGCGGCGAAGGAGGACGGCGACGAGGAGCCGCGAAUCGUCGAGGACGACGGCUACUUUGCGGCAGCCGCCCUCCCGACGCCGCCCGCGGCUGCAGAGCUCGAGUCGGACCCGGAGGCGAAGUACCGGUUCGUCGCGGCGUACAAGGCGGCGGGCAACGAGCUCUUCAAGGCGGGCAAGUACGCGUGGGCCAUCCGCACCUACACGGGUGCCGUCGACGCGCUGAGCCGGCACUGCUACCCGUCGCGUGAGAGGAUGCUGUGGGACUACUUUGCCCGGGUGCCGUGCGCGCAGUGCUACUCGAACGCGGCUCUGUGCGCCAUCAAGCUCGCCGACCACGCCCACGCGGCCGCGCUCUGCGAGCACGCGAUGGAGUGCCGGCCGGAGGACGGCGACCUGACAAAGGUUCUGCUGCGGCACGGACAGGCGGCGAGGCUGGAGCUAGGAGAGGUGGACGCGGCGCUGCCGCUGCUGCAGCGCGCCGCCGACAAGGAGCCCACCAACCGCGCGGCCGAGGGGCAGCUCGAGCGCGCCUUCGCGAGCCUGCUCGACUGCGAGGACGCGCAGGCGGCGCCCCUCUUCCAAGCGGUGCUCCGCUCCAAGGGGAGCGGCGGCCCGAGCGGCGCGCCGCAGCGCCUCGCCGCAUCGCACGCCGAGAGCGCCGCGCUGCUCGCAACCUUCUUCGAGGCGAAGGCGGCGUGUGAGGCGGAGGGGCGCGACUACACGGCGCCGCCGCUCGGCACGCCGCUCGCGCGCUUCUACCUCGCGCACUCGACCUACGCGCUGGGGAGGGACCGGGCCUACUUGCGCGAGGUCGAGCUGGCCGGGCCGCAGCGGGUGCUCAACAUGCCGAACGGGUGGCAGGGCCGCACCAUCAGCGAUGGGGAGCGCAAGGCGUUGUCGCCCUAG
Emiliania huxleyi CCMP1516 is the source of this 1116-nucleotide messenger RNA. RefSeq lists its product as hypothetical. The transcript has 6 exons. The record is from RefSeq and is a predicted model, not a curated record. NCBI's taxonomy places the organism in Eukaryota, Haptophyta, Isochrysidales, Noelaerhabdaceae. The coding region runs from base 1 to 1116 and encodes 371 amino acids. Gene Ontology annotation, molecular function: protein binding.